Syzygium oleosum is the source of this 2290-nucleotide messenger RNA. RefSeq names its product protein SENSITIVE TO PROTON RHIZOTOXICITY 1. The coding region runs from base 473 to 2068 and encodes 531 amino acids. The record is from RefSeq and is a predicted model, not a curated record. The transcript is spliced from 2 exons. Lineage: Eukaryota; Viridiplantae; Streptophyta; Magnoliopsida; Myrtales; Myrtaceae. Gene Ontology annotation, biological process: response to acidic pH; response to aluminum ion.
GUGGUUGGACCCACUUCCCCUCAUCUCCAAUCGGACGUCAUCCCUCGAACCUCGCCUCCAAAAAUUCAAUCCGUCCAGAUUUGACCCCCUUGCGGUGGUGGGUCUUAAAUUCGUGUUUUCUCUCUUCUGAUCAAGAUUGGUUUGGUGUCUGUUUUUGGCGGGGUACACAUCUUCUUGGACGACCCGGAUUGAUGGGGUUUGACCCACAAUCCGUUAGCUCGUGUGUGUUGCGUCCUUUGCUUUUGCCCGAAAGGCGUGUGCUCGCUUUGCUUUGCUCUGCUUUUUCAUUCUCGAUUUUGAGCAGUUCUUGAAUUGGGCUGCUACGACCCUUUUCUCUGCGCCCCCUCUCGCUCUCUCUCUAGAAAAUACAGCGACCCGAAUCGGAAUAGAGACCGAGAGGAUCUGGGAAAGAUUUCAAAUCCCGAAAUUCUCUGGUCGUCAGCUUUUAUUUGGCGGUGAUCUUCAAUUCCUGAUGGACUUAAAGAUGGAUCUCGAAGAGACUUUACGUGCUCAAACCUGGGGAAAGCCUUCCUCUGUGAAUGAUUUACCCAGGCACGUUCCCCCAGACCGUCGGCAAACACCAUUCCUGAAUUUUGCCUCACGCAAGAAUCAGCACAAGCAGGAAGAUCAAGAUCCUUCAAUCUCAAAUUACAGCAUGAGGAUCGAACCUCCUUUCUCUGAAUUUAAUCGUCCCUCUGAAUGCCAGCCAUCUCUUCCUGGCAAACCCACCAGUCAAGAUCGAGGUGUCCAGAUGAAUGAUAUGCUCCAACUUGGUAAGACGCAAGAGUGGGACCCAAAAGCGAUGCUAAAUAAUCUCUCCUUCCUGGAACAGAAGAUCCAUCAGCUUCAGGAUUUAGUGCACGUUAUUGUUGGAAGGAGAGGACCAGUUUUGGGACGACCGGAUGAGCUUGUGGCACAGCAACAGCAACUCAUAACUGCCGAUCUCACUUCGAUAAUCAUCCAGCUGAUCUCUACUGCUGGUAGUCUCCUACCAUCAGUGAAGAACUCCCUUUCUUCUGCAUCCACGCCGCCCAUCAGGCAGCUGGGUCAGCUUGGUGGGAUUUUAGAUAAUUCUGGAUCUGGAAUUGGUCUUAACAGCAAUCUUAUGCUCCCAAGUCAAGGCGGAAACAAAGACCCCGACCAGUCUAACCAGGUGGAUCCAAUGGGUCACUCUGGUACCGAUAAUAUGGAGGAUCAUGAAUCAAAAGAUGAUGAAGAUGGUGAUGAGGGGGAAAAUCUUCCUCCGGGUUCCUUUGAGAUCUUACAACUAGAGAAAGAAGAAAUCCUUGCACCACAUACUCACUUUUGUACCAUAUGUGGGAAGGGAUUUAAGAGGGAUGCUAAUUUACGCAUGCACAUGAGAGGUCAUGGGGAUGAAUACAAAACGCCGGCAGCACUUGCGAAACCCCACAAGGAAGCUGGUUCCGAAAUGAUGCUUAUUAAGAGGUACUCCUGUCCAUAUGCGGGUUGUAAGCGCAACAAGGAUCAUAAAAAGUUUCAACCUCUGAAGACGAUAUUGUGCGUCAAAAAUCAUUACAAGAGAACCCACUGUGACAAAAGCUAUACAUGCAGCCGUUGCAAUACCAAGAAGUUUUCGGUCAUCGCGGACCUUAAAACGCAUGAGAAGCACUGUGGGAAGGAUAAAUGGCUUUGUUCCUGCGGCACUACAUUCUCCAGGAAAGACAAACUUUUUGGACACAUCACUCUCUUCCAAGGCCACACCCCAGCGAUUCCCCUUGACGAGAAUAAGGGAGCAACUGAGCAAUCUUUGCAAGGAGAACAUAGUGAAGACACGAACAAAGUUGGUAAUGUGAGUUUCAAUUUCGGCUCCAGCACUCCCAGUUCGGGUGGAGUUCAGAACAUCAUGGAGGACGUCAAAGGGAAUGUCGAUGACCCGUCGAGUUUCUUUUCCCCUUUGAACUUCGAGGCCAGUAACUUUGGUGGGUUUAAUGAGUUCACACGAUCUGCUUUUGAUGAUUCGGAAGGCGCAUUCUCAUUUCUCCUUCAAGCGUCUUGUAAUUACCCCCAGAAAAAUGGAGGUCAGUCGAGUUCUAAUAAUCUAGAGUAACGGUGUUGGCCAAGCAUGCACCAGGGUUUGUGAGUUUCAGCUUUCUUUCGCAAUUGUAGAAGGAGGUGGCCUGAUUUUAUUGACUGAGCUUUAAUAAAUUCUUGUUUACCAAUAGCUUUCAUCUGUACUCUAUGGUUUGUUGGAUUGAUUUCGGAUGUUGUGAGGGUCAGAGAUGUGCUUCAUUUCCUGUGAAUCCAAUUGCACCCCUUACUUUUCCUUGUA